AUGACUCUUAGAGUACCCAUUGGUUCAGACAGAUUCAUCACCUUCGUCUCUGCAUAUGCUCCUACUUUAGACAGUGAUGAAGACACAAAGAAUCAGUUCUACCACCAACUGAACAGUACUCUCUCUAAAAUACCCAUUCAAGAUAAAUUAAUUUUACUUGGUGAUUUCAAUGCCAGAGUGGGAAGGGACAACCGUUUUUGGAGAGAUGUCAUGGGUAAACAAGGGGUGGGAAACUGCGAUGCAAAUGGGUUACUACUUCUUGGUCUAUGUGCUGAGCACGAGCUUUUCAUCUCCAAUACCCAAUUCCGUUUGCGUAACCGCUAUAAGACCGCAUGGAUGCACCCACGCUCCAAACAUUGGCAUCUUAUAGACUACGUUAUUACGCGACAGCGUGACAAGAAACACAUUCUCAUCACGAAAGCAGCACCAAACAUCGAUGAGUGCUGGACGGACCAUAGACUUUUAGUCAGCCGUUUGAGAGUACCAAAGUAUCGCAAGCCACGAUCCCACUUUUCAAACCCACCACGCAGAAAAUUCAACAUAAGCAACCUGAACAACAAAAACGUUCGCUCACACUUCCAAGACAUACUGUCUGAACAACUUAACAAAGCUCCAGCAACCACAGAUGACGUCGAACAAGAAUGGACCACAUUAAAGAACAUCAUCAAAGAAACUGCUGAGAAUGUUGUUGGUUGUAGUGCACGGAAAAGAAGUGACUGGUUUGAUGACAACCACGGAGAAAUCCAAGCCAUCAUCAAUGCAAAGCGGGAUGCUUACCUAUCCCUUGCUCAAGAUCCAUCCUGCGCAGAAAAGAAAGCACACUUUCAAGAACUCAAGCAGAAAUGUCAAAGUGAAAUACGAGUAAUCAAGAACAAAUGGUGGCAACAGAAAGCCACAGAACUCCAAAAUCUUUCUGAUGCAAGGAACCUGCGUGGCUUUUACGCUGGUAUUAAAGAGCUGUAUGGACCUACCCGCUCCUCAUCAGGAGCACUGAAAGCUGCUGACAACUCCACCAUUCUUACUGAAAGUCAGGACAUCUUAAAUCGUUGGAAAGAGCACUUCAGCUCACUGUUAAACAGCCCUUCUACUGCCGCUGGAGAUUUUCUCAAAAAUGUCCCACAGCACCCUCCAAAACCCUGGCUGGCUGAUCCUCCAACUUUUCAAGAAUUUUGCAAGGCACUCAAGAGUGUGAAACCUGGGAAGGCUCCUGGACCUGACAGCAUCCCGAUGGAGCUUAUUGAGGAUAUUACGGCCAUCUUGGCAAUGAAAAUGAGAUUUAAGCCACAGUACGGUAUGCAGUCCAAUGAACAUUAA
Molecule: messenger RNA, 1314 nt
Organism: Schistocerca piceifrons (Central American locust)
Lineage: Eukaryota; Metazoa; Arthropoda; Insecta; Orthoptera; Acrididae
Exons: 2
Coding region: 1-1314 (437 amino acids)
Biological process (GO): chromatin remodeling
Cellular component (GO): nucleus
Source: RefSeq, a predicted model, not a curated record